CCUGGCUGUCUGUCUGUCUGUUUGUGGACGCUAAAGGAGAGGAUCCACCAUCCAAACACCACGGCUGAAGCUCUCACGUUAAAAUUGGUACCAUGGAUGCAGCAGAGUUUCGGCGCAGAGGGAGGGAGAUGGUGGACUACGUGGCUGACUACCUGGAGAACAUAGAACAGCGACCAGUGUAUCCAGAUGUGGAACCGGGUUAUCUUCGUUCCUUGAUUCCCACUGAGGCACCACUGGAGCCUGAGAGUUAUGAGGAUAUUAUGAAAGAUGUGGAGAGGGUGAUAUUGCCAGGGAUCACCCACUGGCACAGCCCACACUUUUUUGCCUACUUUCCAGCUGCUUCCUCUUACCCCGCCAUGCUGGCCGACAUGCUGUGUGGAGCCAUUGGCUGUAUUGGAUUCUCCUGGGCUGCCAGCCCAGCCUGUACAGAGUUGGAGACGGUGAUGUUAGAUUGGCUGGCGAAAAUGCUGCAACUGCCUGAGCAUUUUAUAGCUGGGACGCAUGGCCACGGAGGAGGUGUCAUCCAGGGCACAGCCAGUGAGGCAACCCUGGUGUCUUUGCUCGCUGCCCGCUGUAAAGUAAUCCGAUGGGUCCAGGCCUCAAACCCUGAAAAAUCAGAAAGUGAAAUCCUUUCCAAAGUGGUGGCGUACACCUCUGAGCAAGCUCAUUCCUCAGUUGAACGUGCUGCUCUGAUUGGAGGAGUACUGAUGAGACAGGUUCCUACAGACAACAGCUAUGCUGUCAGAGGAGACAUGCUUAAGAAGAUGGUGGAGGAGGACAAAGCUGCUGGACUCAUCCCUUUCUAUUUCUGUGCAACUCUCGGCACCACUUCAUCAUGUGCUUUUGAUCACAUCAACGAGCUGGGUCCCUUAUGUAAUGAGGAAAACAUGUGGAUGCACAUUGAUGCAGCGUAUGCUGGGAGCGCAUUUAUUUGUCCCGAAUUUAGGCAUUUGUUAAACGGCAUUGAGUUUGCAGACUCUUUCAACUUCAACCCACACAAAUGGCUUUUAAUCAAUUUUGACUGCUCUACAAUGUGGGUGAAGAAGAGAGCGGACAUUAUUGGUGCCUUCAAGGUGGAACCACUUUAUCUGAAACACGAAAACCAGGAGUCAGGGCUGAUCACAGACUAUAGGCAUUGGCAGAUUCCACUGGGAAGAAGAUUUCGAUCACUAAAGAUGUGGUUUGUCUUCCGUAUGUAUGGGCUCAAUGGCCUGCAGGCUCACAUACGCAAGCAUGUGGCCCUUGCCAAAGAGUUUGAAAGUCUUGUGCGAGCAGACAAGAGGUUUGAGAUCUGUGCAGAGGUUAUCCUGGGACUGGUCUGCUUCAGGCUCAAGGGCUCCAAUGAGUUGAACCAGAACUUGCUGGAAAGGAUCACCAAGAGCAAAAAGAUCCACAUGGUGCCUUGUCAGCUUGCCGGCCGCUUUGUCCUGCGCUUCGCCAUCUGCGCACGCAGUACAGAGUCGCGUCACAUCCAACGAGCAUGGCAGCACAUCACACAGCUGACCUUUGAGCUUUUGCAGGAGCCCAGUCAUUGACCAAUAUGCUUGAAAAGGGGCUGUCCACUCUGGUGCUCAAAUGAGGACCCAAGUUAGGACAAAAGGUUUAAUGUUGCAGGUGUAAAAUGUCAUAAAGGGAAUGAACAAUGAUUUCACUGCUCACUUAGCACUUAGUGUGUUUUCGGUUGGCCAAGUUAUCCAGUCUAGUAAGGCUAGUAAGCAGUGGUCUU
Micropterus dolomieu (smallmouth bass) is the source of this 1726-nucleotide messenger RNA. It is a transcript of the gene ddc, whose product is annotated as dopa decarboxylase. Gene Ontology annotation, molecular function: pyridoxal phosphate binding; aromatic-L-amino-acid decarboxylase activity. The record is from RefSeq and is a predicted model, not a curated record. NCBI's taxonomy places the organism in Eukaryota, Metazoa, Chordata, Actinopteri, Centrarchiformes, Centrarchidae. Bases 93 to 1535 code for a protein of 480 amino acids. The transcript is spliced from 14 exons. Gene Ontology annotation, biological process: serotonin biosynthetic process; amino acid metabolic process; catecholamine metabolic process.